AACAUGCUUCUUUCUCUAUAAACCCAUUAUUCAAGUGAUUCAACUAACCACCAAGACACAAUUGAACAAACACACUAACUUUGGCAACUACAAGCAAAGCUUCUUUCUGCAUGAUUAUUUUGGGAGAAAAUCAAGUUUGAUAUAUAAUUUGUAUUAUUUCAAAUGGCUCUUGCUGCAGGUAGCUUCACCCACAUGCCAGUGCUGCCCACCCAAAAUUAUGUGUCUAAAAAAUCUAUGGCAAUUACCAUAAAAUGUGCUAACAACAACAAAAACAAAACAAAAGUUGUUGGAAAGAAACCAACGGGUAGGAAAGGAAGAAGAGGAUUGGGGACUGGUCCAAAAACGGAGAAUGCUCAGGGAAUAACAAUUCCACCAAAAACUUCUGAUGAUGAUCAACAUGACAAAAACAUAAACAAAACCAAAACCAAAGUUGGUCGAAGGAAACCACCAGGUAGCACAGGUGGAGGAGGAUUGGGGACUGGUCCACACACGAAUAUUACAAAGCUACCAAAAAAUCCACCAAAAGAUUCUGAUGAUGAUGAAGAUCAACUUGACAACACUUUUGCAUUCAAUCUUACUGGCAAUGAGUGGGUGGUGAUUUAUCUUUUUUCGAUCCUCUUUGUAGGUUCAACAUUGUUUAAUGCACAUUAAUUAGGAGUUGUUUUAAUUAAUUUUUUCAUGUAAUUAAUGGAUAUUGUUUUUGUAUUCUUAUGGUGGAGAAUUUCAGUUUUCUUUCAUUUUAA
Medicago truncatula (barrel medic) is the source of this 743-nucleotide messenger RNA. RefSeq lists its product as uncharacterized. NCBI's taxonomy places the organism in Eukaryota, Viridiplantae, Streptophyta, Magnoliopsida, Fabales, Fabaceae. The record is from RefSeq and is a predicted model, not a curated record. The transcript has 2 exons. Bases 163 to 651 code for a protein of 162 amino acids.